AUGGACGAAAGAGAUGCCGCAGCGGCGCCCCCCAGCGUCCAACCUGCCGCCGACCCCACGCAGACCAAUGUCGAAGCCCAGAUUGCGUCCCGUGAGCAGGUCACUGGCGCCAUGUCUGGGCUGGCACCGGGACUUGGGUCUGGACCAUCCGCUGAGGAACCACCUCCAUCAGCACAACCACCAACGGCAGCCAGAGCACAAGCACAAGCAUCAAAUCCUGCGACUCGGUCAAUUACUACGGCGCCGGUUCCUGGACGAGCUCCCGCUACCGCAACAGCUCCCCGUUCAGCUCCCGCUCCCGUUGCCGCUCCCAGUCACGGCCACGGCCACGGCCACGAGCAACCCGCCCUCCGUGUGCCUCGAUUUGUCGCUCCCUCGUCCUAUCUCCGUUUCAAGACCUCGCACGGCAGCGCCAUGGCAGCAGCUGCAUCUGAGCCGACCUCGAACCCGAGCACACUGAGCCCGCCGAGCCCGCUUGACAAGGAACAACGUCAAGGACUGAAAGCGAUUCGGGAUUUUCUCAAGGUUCGCACUAGCUACGAUGUCCUGCCGCUAUCCUUCCGUCUCAUUGUCUUGGACACCGACCUCCUCAUCAAGAAGACGCUUAAUAUCUUAAUACAAAAUAGUGAGUCUGCCUUUGCACCGUUUGUUACCCAUGGCCGCCCAAGACAGCCCAAACAACUGCUCGCUCUUUGGCUAAUCUGCUUCGCAUCAGCAAUCGUUUCUGCGCCGCUAUGGGACUCACAGAGAGGACGUUUUGCCGGCAUACUGACGGCCACGGAUUAUAUCAACGUCAUUCAAUAUUACUGCCAAUUUCCAGACGAGAUGAGCAAGCUUGACCAGUUUCGGUUGAGUAGUCUGCGAGGUGAGACUAUUUUGCAUCAAGCAACAGUGGAAAAAGCCGUCGGACCCGCCGUAUGCAUGCUAAGACAGGUUGGCUUAGAUAUCGAAAAGGCAAUAGGUGCCACUCCCAUCGAAACGGUAUCUGUGCAUCCAUCUCGACCGCUUUACGAGGCGUGCCGACGCAUGCUUAAGACUCGUGCGCGACGUAUUCCCCUUGUGGAUAUAGACGACGAGACAGGCAGAGAGACGGUCAUAUCCGUUAUUACUCAAUAUCGUAUCCUCAAGUUCAUCGCUGUCAACAACGAACACAACACUGUAAUGCUCAAAAAGACGGUUCGAGAGAUUGGCCUGGGCACCUAUUCCAACCUGGCCACCAUGCACAUGGAUAAUACGGUUCUGGAUGCCAUCCACCUGAUGGUCGAUAGAAACAUUAGCUGUAUCCCGAUUGUGGACUCUGAAAACCGGGUCCUGAAUGCCUUUGAGGCGGUCGACGUCAUUCCCUGCAUUAGAGGGGGUGCAUACGAGGAACUGGAUGGAUCGAUCGGGGAGGCACUGUGCAAACGGCCAGACGACAGCCCAGGUAUCUACACAUGCGGGGAGGGGGAUCGACUGGAUUCAUUGUUUGACACGAUCCGAAAGAGCCGAGUACACAGACUGAUUGUUAUCGACGACGACAACAAACUGAAGGGUGUCAUUUCACUAUCUGAUAUCCUCAAAUACGUGCUCAUCCAAGGGGAAGAGGACUCGCCUCAAAGCUAG
Messenger RNA from Metarhizium brunneum ARSEF 3297, 1602 nucleotides. The record is from RefSeq and is a predicted model, not a curated record. Lineage: Eukaryota; Fungi; Ascomycota; Sordariomycetes; Hypocreales; Clavicipitaceae.